UUUGGGCGUUAUGUAGCUUAGCAGCAAGAUUCCGCUUAAGGUACUUCCUGUUGACUUCCUUGUAUUUAAUUUCAUCAGUUCAUGCGAUCGGUCGCGGUCUUACAACGUGUCCAUGGGUUAUCCAUGCAAGGAUUUUAUAUAAUCUUACGAGGACGAAUAUAUGUGAAGUAUAUUAAUUUAGAAGACGAUGGCUUUUGCGUUACCGGUGUGGCUCGCUGUCCAGGAAGAGUUCCUUGCAUACGAAGAUGAGCCCGUUAAACCAUACGCGUCUCCCGUUCAUCCAGCCGUGCUACCCAUACAACCAGACGCGCUGUCGAGGACUUUAUUAGACGAACUGGAUGACCAGAGCUUGUUUGAAAGCUUCCACCUUACCAGACCAUGCAUCUCCUUCCUCCUGGACCUCCUCGAACGGCAGAUAGACCGUGUCAGACAACCGGAGCACACAGCUGAAGGCAUGAUCCUGCUCGCCCUGAACUUCUACGCCAUGGGAACUGUGUCGGCUGAUCUCCUGGUCAAAACCGGGGUUCGUAGUUUAGACUCGUCUGGUGUGAUCGCGCUAGUCUCCAAGCAUCUUUCAGACAUGGCGGACCAGUUGAUCGCAUUACCGGAGACCCGCAAGGACCAGGGGGAUCUCGCCGCGGUCAACAAGCGAUCCUGCGGGAUCCCCCGGGUACUGGGAGUUCUCGGCACCGCCCACUUCAGGACCCAGGACCAUAGCGAAGUGUUCCGGUCCCCGCUUUUCCUCAACACGCACGGCUACACGUCGGUGGUUUGCCAGGUGGUGUGCGACCUGGCCGGUUACCUACUGAACGUGGAGCGGUGUCAGAUUGGGAGCAAACCAAACCACGAGCUGUGGAUGUCCUCCUCGAUCAAACUCAAGGACUCCAUAGCCCCGGAGUUCUGGCUCGUCGUCGGGCGGGGCUACGAGCAGAGCCCCAACCUCCUCCCGGCGUUCUCCAAGCCAGUGAACCAGCACCAGGCGAGCUUCAACGCGGCCCAGGGGCGGGCGCGGGCCGUGCUCUCGUGCACGCUGGGCCGCCUGAAGGGGAGGUUCCGGGUUCUGCAGCUGCUGGGCUCCGUGGACGAGCGGCUGGACGGCAAGCAGCGGGUCAUCGAGGCGUGCUGCGUCCUCCACAACCUCGCCAACCAGUUCUCCGUCCCCGCGGCCUCGGGCGCCGCCAGGGACCUCCAGCACCCGGCCAAGACCAGCUGGUAUCCCCAGGAGCGGAUCGGGGUCAACCGGUCGCGGCUGCUGCUGGACCGGCUCCAGCUGCUGGCGGACUUCUCGCCGCCGCCCGGGGGACACGCUGCCAUGGCGACGGAGAGUGAGGAGGAGGACCCUAGUACUACACACUAGGAGGACGCGUGCACACUGACUCACGGACGCACAAGGCCGUGCAGACAGACACUAGGAUUAGGGCUGGGAUAAAAUAUUAUUUUUUAUACGAUCGAUUCGAUUUCGAUUAGAUUAUCUCCCCAUUAAUUGACUAAUAGCAAUUUAUACAUGUUGAUUUACAUAUCUGAAUGAAAAAAACAUGAAUUCUUUAAUAUUGAAAUACAUGUUUAUUGCCAUACAAUUCCAAAAUAAAAGUGCAAAGCCUAAUGCAUUCUUAGAAGUCAGAGGUAGCAUUCAAUAAAACCUUGAAGCCUUGAAAACACAAAGGCCUUCCGUCCAUCUCCAUUUUGCAAAGACGACGUAUCACGGAAUCGUUUCCUUUUACAUUAAAGAAUUCCCAUACUUUAGGGAACGAGUGCGUGGCGCCUUGCACUUAUGAAAGUCUGAGGAGCCACUCGCGUUGAUACUACGCUCCGGCGCCGCUAUCUUUGUUUUGGGUUUUUCGAAUCGACCCGCAUUUUUCGCGUCGACGUCAUCUUCAUCGAUUACGUCGACGCGUUGUCUCAGCCUUUACUAGGAUGUGUCUGAAGAUGUUUUCUACUGAGUUUAUAGUAUAUAGUGUUAUAUAUCGAUUUAUAGGUGUUCAAACUAAACUGAGUCAUGUAGAUCUUGUGGAUAACGGGAAAAGCAUUAAAGGUUUUGUUAAAGUCACAUGUAUUUUUGUUUGAUGAAGCUUGAUAGACUCUUGGAGGAACACAUAGCAUAUUCAAACAGCCUUUAAUCAAGCCAUUGAAAAACUUGAAACAUUGGAGUAUAGAAGAGUUAUAACACAAAAGAUUUAUACACAAUAAGGAUUGUGUACGGAGGAUAAUCAAAAUUGCUGCUGAGGGUGUGAAUCGAAUUCACACCGUUGUUCGGGGAAUCGAACCACAGUUCAGACGCUGGAAAUCUUGUGGGGUAGUUGUUGGAGAGCUGUUGCGUUGGUGUAGGUCAGGUUCUGGUACGUGUGCUCGUCUUCAGCUUCCCGUCCCUGCAUGGCCUCCAGGAGGCAGUGGUGCAGGAACACGUACUGGGACUAACACACAGGUCACAUGGUUUAGUAUUUAUAAAUAGGACCAAUUUAAUAUUCAUUUCUUAAAUAGAAGAUCAAGUUAAACGAUGUGUGACUUUGUCUGAAGAUAAAUACAUCAACGGGAUGCAUAGUCAAAUGAUAAGUGGCUUUUAUCGUCAGUUCAUCAAUGUAGCGAUCAAUAGUUUUACUGACAAUACAUCUGUCUGGAUGAAUAGCUUUAUGGACAUACCUUCGUCUUAAUAAGAUGCAUAAUUAUACUGAAAGUACCUCAGUAAAGAUAAAUAGCUUUAUUGACAGUACCUCCGUUUGAAGAUAAAUCACUAUUGACAGUACCUCCGUUUGAAGAUAAAUAACUUCACUGACAGUACCUCCGUUUGAAGAUAAAUAACUUUAUUGACAGCAGUACCUCGGUCUGCACCAUGAGGGGGCGGGAGAGUCUCAUCUUGUGGACGAACGUCGCCACAUCCACCACCGCCUCCGUCUCCAGCUGCUGCAGCAGCACGUCUAGCGCGACCAGCGUUCCGGUCCGGCCCACACCCGCACUACAGCGACAUGAAGUACACGAUGGUGCAGAUGUGAAUGGCAUCUCCACUGUGUUAAACCACGUUUUAAAAGAUGCACAUGUUCCUUAAGAGGGCCAGAGUUGUGGAAGUGAAUCGACUGUUGUGUUAUUGUUUGUUUUAAGUAAAAAUUUGCUUUUUAUCAACAACAUUGUGCUUCAAGGAAACUCUUUUUCACAACGAUAUGAUACAUCCGUUAUAUAUACCUGCCAUCAGCGUACCUAUUCAUCCCAUGCGUGAACCUAGACACACAUUAUGUACAUUAGGGCUGUGCCGAUUUAUUUAUAAUUGUCUUACCGGCAGUGAUCGACAGUCACCGCAAACAAACUCAAACGACCGUGACAACCACCAUCAAGCCAAGGAUCUACGCAUCAUCUCCUUCCAGUCCUUUCCUGAAAUAAUUUACAUGUGUGCGCUCAUGCUUUGUGAGGGCAUAACUUUGGUAGCACAAAUAUCCACGUUCGUCAUGCGUGAGCGACGCGUUCUGUCAAGUCUGUGAAGCGUGCAAUCGCUGCAGACAGUUGGAGAACCCAACGAUUCGCAGCCCUCUGGCAGAA
Molecule: messenger RNA, 3525 nt
Organism: Gadus chalcogrammus (walleye pollock)
Lineage: Eukaryota; Metazoa; Chordata; Actinopteri; Gadiformes; Gadidae
Gene: pigp
Product: phosphatidylinositol glycan anchor biosynthesis, class P
Exons: 2
Coding region: 188-1357 (389 amino acids)
Biological process (GO): GPI anchor biosynthetic process
Molecular function (GO): phosphatidylinositol N-acetylglucosaminyltransferase activity
Source: RefSeq, a predicted model, not a curated record